CUCAAAAAGAAAAUAAGUGAUCCUUAAGGAAGACUUCCAUUUGGUAAUUCAUUUAAUCAGUGCAAGUGAAAUUAAGAAACAAUGGACAUAGAAAAUGAACAGAUACUGAAUGUAAACCCCACAGAUCCUGAUCAUUUAAGUGACUCUCUUUUUUCUGGUGAUGAAGAUAAUGCUGGGACUGAGGAAAUAAAGAAUGAAAUAAAUGGAAAUUGGAUUUCAGCAUCCUCCAUUAAUGAAGCUAGAAUUAAUGCCAAGGCAAAAAGACGACUACGGAAAAACUCAUCCCGGGACUCUGGCAGAGGCGAUUCUGUCAGUGAUAAUGGAAGUGAAGCCCUUAGAAGUGGAGGAUCUGUACCAGCCAGUCCAAAGGGAAGGUUGCUGGAUAGGCGGUCCAGAUCCGGGAAAGGAAGGGGACUACCAAAGAAAGGUGGUGCAGGAGGCAAAGGUGUUUGGGGUACACCUGGACAGGUAUAUGAUGUGGAGGAGGUGGAUGUGAAAGAUCCUAACUAUGAUGAUGACCAGGAGAACUGUGUUUAUGAAACUGUAGUCUUGCCUUUGGAUGAAAGGGCAUUUGAGAAGACCUUAACACCAAUCAUACAGGAAUAUUUUGAGCAUGGAGAUACUAAUGAAGUUGCGGAAAUGCUGAGAGAUUUAAAUCUUGGUGAAAUGAAAAGCGGAGUACCUGUUUUGGCAGUGUCCUUAGCAUUGGAAGGAAAGGCUAGUCAUAGAGAAAUGACAUCUAAGCUGCUUUCUGACCUGUGUGGGACAGUAAUGAGCACAAAUGAUGUGGAAAAAUCUUUUGAUAAGCUAUUGAAAGAUCUACCUGAAUUAGCAUUGGAUACUCCUAGAGCACCACAGUUGGUGGGCCAGUUUAUUGCUAGAGCUGUUGGAGAUGGAAUUUUAUGUAAUACCUAUAUUGAUAGUUACAAAGGAACUGUAGAUUGUGUACAGGCCAGAGCUGCUCUGGAUAAGGCUACUGUGCUCCUGAGUAUGUCCAAAGGUGGAAAGCGUAAAGACAGUGUGUGGGGCUCUGGCGGUGGGCAGCAGUCGGUCAAUCACCUUGUGAAAGAGAUUGACAUGCUGCUGAAAGAGUACUUACUCUCUGGAGACAUAUCUGAAGCCGAACAUUGCCUUAGAGAACUGGAAGUACCUCAUUUUCACCAUGAGCUUGUAUAUGAAGCCAUUGUAAUGGUUUUAGAGUCAACUGGAGAAAGUACAUUUAAGAUGAUUUUAGAUUUAUUAAAAUCCCUUUGGAAGUCUUCUACCAUUACUGUAGACCAAAUGAAAAGAGGUUAUGAGAGAAUUUAUAAUGAAAUUCCAGACAUUAACCUGGAUGUACCACAUUCAUACUCUGUGCUUGAGCGAUUUGUAGAAGAAUGUUUUCAGGCUGGAAUAAUUUCCAAACAACUCAGAGAUCUUUGUCCUUCAAGGGGUAGAAAGCGCUUUGUAAGUGAAGGAGACGGAGGUCGUCUUAAACCAGAAAGCUACUGAAUAUAAGAACUCUUGCAGCCUUAGAUGUUAUACAAAAUAAGUAUCUGAUUGUAAGAGGUGUUAGCACAGGUUUUUUUCUUUUCUUUUCUUUUUUUUUUUUAACACUUGUUUUGGGUACAAAGCAUUUCUGAAAUUUUAUAAGCUUACAUUUAAGGGGAAUUUUUAAAGAAGUUUUUUUCUUUCUUUUUAAAAAAAAUUUUUUUUUGAGAAGAGGGUAAAGGAGGGACAAAAAGUAACCACUUCUUAAGUGGAGUAUCCUAAUAAGCUACCUUUUCUAAGUGCCGUGUUUAUGACCUAAUCAUUCCAAGUUUGGCAUUGAUGUCUGACUGCCACUCCUUUCUUUCAAGGACAGUGUUUUUUGUAGUAAAAUCACUGGUUUAUACAAAGCUUUAUUUAGGGGGUAACGUUAAGCUGCUAAAACCCCAUGUUGGCUGCUGCUGUUGAAAUACUGUGCUUUGGGAGUUAAAAAAAAAAGUUAUUUCUUUGUCUUAAAGAAUUUUUAAAAAUGAGUUAGUCAUGAGACUUAAUUCAUCUUUCCAGGGAACAUAUCGAUUGGUCUUAAAGACUAGACAGUAAGUAAAUGGUGGCUGGAACAUCUAUUUUUCUACAAAACUGGAAAAAUGAACCUGGUUCUACAAGAAUGUACAACAAAAUAAAACAUGUGAAGCAGUGUUGAUUCUUUA
Messenger RNA from Tupaia belangeri chinensis (Chinese tree shrew), 2174 nucleotides. RefSeq names its product programmed cell death 4 (gene PDCD4). Gene Ontology annotation, biological process: negative regulation of DNA-templated transcription. The coding region runs from base 82 to 1491 and encodes 469 amino acids. The record is from RefSeq and is a predicted model, not a curated record. Gene Ontology annotation, cellular component: cytosol; nucleus. The transcript has 12 exons. Lineage: Eukaryota; Metazoa; Chordata; Mammalia; Scandentia; Tupaiidae.